This is a messenger RNA of Lonchura striata (white-rumped munia), 3162 nucleotides long. NCBI's taxonomy places the organism in Eukaryota, Metazoa, Chordata, Aves, Passeriformes, Estrildidae. The record is from RefSeq and is a predicted model, not a curated record.
CCCCCCGCACGGCGCGGCGCUGGAGCGGCGCGGGGCAGCGCCCGGCCGGGCUGGCUGCGGGGGCCUUUGGGCUUGCUGGGGUCGCGAGAAACCCCCACUCCUCACACCAACCCCCCAAACAGGCGAAGUGAUGAUGAGGGUGCUUAAUUAUCCUCGGUGGAAUGGUUCUGUCUUCGGUUUGCUGACUCAAACCACAGAUUCCAAGGAAAGGAGGGGAAGUGGAAUAAAAUACUCAAGUGCCAGAGGAAAAGCAAGACUAGCCAAUGAAAAUUACUAUUACUAAACUGUAGAUUGCUCUCACACAUAGUGGGGGGGAAAAUAUUGCUGUCUGUUCAAAGCUUACAAAAUUACUUUUGCAGAUUUCCUUCACAAAACUUCAAAUAAGCUAGGCCCCUUCAACUAGGGCUGAAUUAGGAAAUGGAAAUAUGAUUCCUUGCUGGUGUCUUCCAUCUUCCUCUGCCUUUGCAGUUUUUUUUUGUUUGGGGUAGGAAAUCCUGAACAAAUUGUAUGGCGUCAGCCAGACUUACAGUUGAUGGUUAUGGAUGACACAGGAACUUCAGAUUUACAUCUCUUCAAUGACACUUGAUUAAAGCAAAGCUUGAAAAGUGCUCAUCUGCUAUGUUACCAGAACUUGUAGUAGCUAUUACAGUUGUGUUUUCUCUCUAAGAUUUGAAAUCUGGGGUGAUGUCCCCUGGAAAGCAAGAGCAGAUAAGUCAUCUUUUAGGAUUGGAAACAGAAAUAAUAUAAGAAUGCCCAGAAGAGGCUUUGUAAUUCAAGCCAGGACUCGUUGGCUAUUGGUGGGCCUUGCUUUACUAUUCAGUUUAGUUUUGCUCAUGUAUUUGCUGGAGUGUGCUCCACAAACAGAUGGCAAUGGAUCUCUGCCUGGUGUCGUAGGUGAAAGCAUGGGUAAAGAAUACUAUCAAGCUCUCUUGCAGGAACAAGAAGAGCAUUAUCAAAACCGAGCUACCAGUCUGAAACGUCAGAUUGCCCAGCUAAAGCAAGAGCUUCAGGAAAUGAGUGACAAAUUGAAGUCCCUGCAGGAAAAAAAAACCCCAAAGGUCAAUGGUAUGAACUACCAGGGCACCAAAGAACAAACAUCCAAUGAUCUCCUAGAGUUUCUUCAUUCCCAGAUUGACAAAGCUGAGGUGAGCGUUGGGGCCAAACUGCCUAGUGAGUAUGGAGUCAUUCCUUUUGAAAGCUUUACAUCCAUGAAAGUGUUCCAGUUGGAGAUGGGGCUCACUCGGCAUCCAGAAGAGAAACCCGUUAGAAAAGAUAAACGAGAUGAACUGGUGGAAGUUAUUGAGGCUGGCCUAGAAGUUAUCAAUAAUCCAGAUGAAGAAGAUGGACAAGAUGAAGAUGAUGGAGUAGGAGACAGGCAGCUGUAUAGUGAAAAUGAUUUUAUCGAAGGUUACUAUCGUACAGAAAGAGAUAAGGGGACACAGUAUGAGCUGUUUUAUAAGAAGAUGGAUGGCAUGGAGUACAGGCAUGUCACCUUGUUCCGACCUUUUGGACCCCUCAUGAAAGUGAAGAGUGAAACAGUCGAUAUUUCUAGAUCGAUCAUUAACGUUAUUGUUCCUCUUGCUGGAAGAACUGAGGCAUUUGCACAAUUUAUGCAAAACUUUAGGGAUGUGUGCAUUCAUCAGGAUAAGCGUGUUCACCUCACAGUGGUGUACUUUGGACAAGAUGGUCUGUCAGAAGUAAAAAGCAUCCUAGAAUCUGUAGCUAGAGAAACUGACUUCCACAAUUACACGCUUGUCUCUCUGAAUGAGGAAUUCAACCGGGGCCGAGGACUUGACAUGGGUGCCAGAGCCUGGGAAAAGGGCGAGGUCCUGAUGUUCUUCUGUGAUGUUGAUGUUUAUUUCACAGCCGAAUUCCUCAACAGCUGUCGCUUAAAUGCUGAGCCCGGGAAGAAAGUUUUCUAUCCUGUGGUAUUCAGCCUUUACAAUCCUGCUAUUGUCUAUGCCAAUCAAGAUAUACCACCUCCUGUGGAGCAGCAAUUGGUACACAAGAAGGAUUCUGGUUUCUGGAGGGAUUUUGGCUUUGGGAUGACUUGUCAAUAUCGGACAGACUUUCUGACUGUCGGGGGUUUUGACUUGGAAGUGAAAGGCUGGGGCGGCGAGGACGUUCACCUGUACAGGAAGUACCUGCACGGGGAGUUGAUGGUGAUCCGGACGCCGGUGCCCGGGCUGUUCCACCUGUGGCACGAGAAGCACUGCGCGGACGAGCUGACCCCCGAGCAGUACCGCAUGUGCAUCCAGUCCAAAGCCAUGAACGAGGCGUCGCACUCGCACCUGGGCAUGCUGGUGUUCCGCGAGGAGAUCGAGGCGCACCUCCGCAAGCAGGCCUACAGGACUAACAGCGAGGCCGCGCGCUGAGGGCUCCCCCGCCCGCUUCUGACUGCGAAUUCACAGUGAACCAGCAUCCUUUUACGGCCUUAAUUCAGCUCACAAAUGCAGUGCCUCUCUUUUUCAGUGAAGAAGAGUUUAGAGCGUUUUUGGUUCUCGCGUUUGUUUUCUGAGUAGUCAUUUGAUAGGCUCUUACCUACGCAUCUUGUGAGUUCAAGCACCUCAGCUAAAUUGGACGGCAUAUGUAGUUCAAGGAAAGUGUCUUCAGUAUCAACUGGAAAAAUCUGUGGAAUGUACAGUUCAACACUUUUCCACGUGGUACAUUUCUGUUCUUAUAUUUGCAUUCUUUUGAGAAUUAAAUGAAAUAAUCUUUCGUGUCUUGAGUAUUUUCAGUCUGUAUGGCUCACUGCACUGUGACUUUAGAAGGAUACUAUACUUAGACUCCGUUGUAGAAACAAGAGAAAGGUGUGGGAAAAUAAUCUCACGUAUAUGGACAUGCUGACCAGUACAGCAGCUGUGGAGGGUGCUGAUUCCACAGCAAGGGCUUGGUGCCACAUUUGCUGUAUUAACAGACAUUGACAUGGUUGAAUAGAGAAUAAUUUGGGGAGGUGGGAAUGAAAAUCCUUUUAAGUGGAAUUUUAGAGCAUAUAAUGGAAGUUCAUACUGUGAAGGAAAUGCCACCUUCUUAUUUCAGUGAUAGAUCAGACAAGUUGGGAACAUUGCAGCUGGGUGUUUCUGUGCCUGCUCUUUUCCUACAGCAGAUGCCAUAUCCCUUCUAGAAACUGAGCUGUGCUAUUAAACUUGUUUGCUUAAAUAA